AUGAACCUGAUUACAUUCAUAUUGGUUUCUUAUGCACUUGACAGUCGUGCAAAGCAAUUUAACAGGUGUGAAUUAGCAAUAGAAUUGGUGAAGUACGGUUUUCCACUUAAUGAAUUGCAAGAUUGGGUAUGCCUGAUAGAGGCGGAGAGCUCCAGAAGAACUAAUGCCGUACAUGGUCCCAACGAAGAUGGAUCCUACGACUACGGGCUCUUCCAGAUCAACAGUCGGUAUUGGUGCAACACAGGAGCCACACCCGGAAAGGUGUGCAAACUGCGAUGUGAAGAGCUACUCACAGAUGACAUCACAAAAGCAGUGGAGUGCACAAAGACCAUUUAUAAGCUACAAGGAUUUGAAGCUUGGGUAACUGCAUGCAGACGUUCCGUGUUCGACUCCUGGGCUGGGAGAAAUGCAUAAUGGAAAUGAAGCUUAAAUAAACCAAAUACUUUUCGUCACUUAUGUCAUAAAUAAUAAAUAAAUAAAUACAUUUAUACUCUAGCCAAAUUCGAUGUAGAAUAAAUGUCAACAAACAAAAACAUUUGAUUUUUAGGGUUUUCAUCCCAGA
Hyposmocoma kahamanoa is the source of this 562-nucleotide messenger RNA. RefSeq names its product lysozyme-like. Bases 1 to 414 code for a protein of 137 amino acids. The record is from RefSeq and is a predicted model, not a curated record. The transcript is spliced from 4 exons. Gene Ontology annotation, molecular function: lysozyme activity. Lineage: Eukaryota; Metazoa; Arthropoda; Insecta; Lepidoptera; Cosmopterigidae.